Messenger RNA from Laetiporus sulphureus 93-53, 1707 nucleotides. RefSeq lists its product as uncharacterized. Bases 448 to 1578 code for a protein of 376 amino acids. NCBI's taxonomy places the organism in Eukaryota, Fungi, Basidiomycota, Agaricomycetes, Polyporales, Laetiporaceae. The transcript has 12 exons. The record is from RefSeq and is a predicted model, not a curated record.
CGUCGCUGCUCACCAUGCGAGAUACGUGCAUCUUCGCACAGAAGUGUUCCACGUUCCGAGUGAAACCACUCCUGUUGAGCACUGAUCGGUCCGUUAGCAUUCUACAAUCUUACGCGAAACAUUGCCUUGCAGCACCCGUCGAGCAUCGUCGCACAUGACUUCCAUAGGGUUCUAUCCAUCCAAGCUUCACUCUGCACAACACUUGUCCAGUGGUGGUCCGCACGCUUCACGUCGCUCAUUUGACAGAUUGACGGAAGCCACGCAAGCGCCUUGUAUGUCACAUAUCAUCUACAACUGCUCCAUGCAUGCUCCCUGCACAAAAGUAUGAAGGGAACCGCCUAGAUCUGGCAGCCAGAGAUGCCUGUGAUCGAUAGCACUGAAUGACAUGUGCUCUGGUCACCGGCGAUAGCUCUCCGAGUUUUGUUGAACCUGCCUAUAAAUGCAGGCAUGGCAGUCCACCCAGGACCACCGCUACUCAUCUCUAUCACCUUUGGAUUCAACGCGGAUAGGAUGGCAUCCACACUAGACCAUCAAGAUGAUAUCAUUUUCAUAUAUUCCAAUCUCAUAAGUGAUCGUUGCACUUAUGUCGUGGUUUCUGUGCUCGUUUAUGAACAUCUGAUUACUGUGCCCGAUGAGGUUUCGUUCCUCUGGCGAGGGACUCAAUUCACCUUUGUCACCGCACUAUUCUUGCUGAACCGCUAUUUGCUCUUGUUGAUGGCCAUGGCCCUCUCCCUAUCCGCCAUCAAUUGGAAUACCGCACUUGGCUGUGAAGCAACUCUCGUAUUGUAUCAAUGUAUUGGGCUGGCUAUGGAAACAAACAUGGCAGUCCUACGUGGUCUGCGCGUGUACGCGAUCAACGAGCAGAACUGGCUUCUAGCCAUUCUCACGUUUUCGUGCGGAUUAGCUCCAGUGUGCAUGAAUAUCUACACUUUCGUAACAAGAGAAUCUCCUUCAUACAUUGUACGCAUUGGCGGUCGCGCAAUGUGUGCAGAUCUCCUGCGCGUCUAUUCGAACCUGGAAGAUACAGUGAUCGCUCCUGCAAGGAUCUUUCGUCUCGUAUCGGAUCUGCUUGUGAUCCUUGUGACGUUGCACAAGACAUUCAGUGUAGCUCGAACAGCUCAUCAGGCCAACAUACACGGCUCUAUCGGAGUGUUCCUGCUAAAGAAUGCAACCCACUACUUCUCGAGGGUGCUCGUCAUGAAUAUCCUUGGCAUCGUUCUCUGGUCUGAAUUGAACGACUUACAGAAGAUAUCAGUAAUAUUAGUACCUAACGGAUUCUUCAUGGCCACCACUUCAUCCUUGAUGAUGACGCGCUUCAUCCUGGACCUGCGCGGAAUGUCACGAGGGCGUGGUGUAUCGCCCUCGGAUUGCGACUUGGAUGCCCAGGCUCAGAGCAGCGGACCGGUGUCCCGAUUUGUUGGAGAUCUCGGCGCCGACCUUCAAAAUCUGACAUUAACUUCAUUUGCCGAAACACAUGGCGAGGACGAAGAGGAGGAGGAGGACGAAGAAGAUUGUCCGCGAAGUAUGGAAGGAAAUCUCUUGGACCAGGCUGAGCGCGCUCAUGAGACAGUCGUAUGAAUGGAGUAUGAUGCUAUUGGACAACGGUACUUCUGUUAAUACGCUCUCCAUGCUCGCAAGCACAGCUCACAAGUAGAUAACAUGAAGUCUUUCUUUAAUGCCUGAUAUUUAAUCACGGAUUGCGAUGCG